Molecule: messenger RNA, 2002 nt
Organism: Anopheles coustani
Lineage: Eukaryota; Metazoa; Arthropoda; Insecta; Diptera; Culicidae
Product: mucolipin-3-like
Exons: 1
Coding region: 1-1932 (643 amino acids)
Cellular component (GO): plasma membrane; lysosomal membrane
Molecular function (GO): NAADP-sensitive calcium-release channel activity
Source: RefSeq, a predicted model, not a curated record
AUGAGUGUUUGCUCACCCACUAUCUCGGACUGUGAUCAAGAAGAAGGCAGCGUAUCCAGUGCCAGGGGUAUUAACAGGCUCCAGAACGUACAAAUCGAUGAUACAAUGAGGCCUAUCCGACCGUACGUGACGAGCCAGCGCACCAGAAGCGACAGUGAUAUUACAGUGGAAACAAAGGAUCAGGCGGAUGACGAGGGAAUUGUCGAAUCGCCAGUGCUUCAGGAUAGCCACACCGCAGAGAUGGAGGAGCGACUGAGGCGCAAGCUUCAAUUUUUCUUCAUGAACCCGAUAGAAAAAUGGGAGGCCAAGCGACGUUUUCCGUACAAGUUCGUAGUGCAAGUGAUCAAAAUCGUGCUCGUGACGCUGCAGCUCUGCCUAUUCGCACAUUCCCGCUAUAUGCACGUGAACUAUACGUGGGACAAUACGGUCACCUUUUCGCAUUUGUUUCUCCGCGGCUGGGACAUCACAAUGGAGGUGAACAAUUAUCCGCCCGAAACGGGCCCAUUAUCCGUGUACAUGAUCGACGAGUUCUUCCGAACCAUAGACUACGCCGCGGCAGGAUACGCGAAUCUCCCGCAGGCCAUCGGUCCGUACUCGUUUCCGACCGAGGACAACACGAUGGCCCCGAUGAGCCUGUGUCUGUACCGCUACAAAGACGGUACCAUCUUUGGGUUCAACGAAAGCUACGUAUUCAACCCGGAAAUCGACACGCUUUGCGUGUACCUAUACCAGAACGUCACCGUGAAGGGCAGCCAGGCGUAUCUGCGCGAGAAAGAUAUACACAUCAACUUCUCGGCGCUAGUGAAAGCGGAACUACGGUUUGCCAUCAAAACAGUAAACUUCAAGGCGGCUGGGCCGAUAACGGCGCCAGACUGUUAUCGCUUCGAUAUUCUCAUAUUUUUCAACAACCAAGAUCACGACGGUCAGAUGACUCUCCGGCUCGAGGCGGAACCAACGCGCCUAGUUUGCCAUGGCGACGUAGAGUUCAUAAAGAACUCGCAGAUCGACGAUGCGCUCCGGAGCCUGCUGAAUAUACUUGUGAUCGUGAUUUGCCUCGUCUCGUUUGGGCUGUGUGCUCGGGCAAUUUUCCGCGCCCAGCUGCUCCGGGUGAUGACGUGCGACUUUUUCCAGCAAACCUACGGGAAAGAUCUGAGCAGUGAGGGCAAAUGGGAGUUCGUCAACAUGUGGUACAUCAUGAUCGUCUUCAACGACGUGCUGCUCAUUAUCGGAUCCGCCCUGAAGGAGGAGAUUGAACGGAAGCACUUCAUCGCGGACGACUGGAACGUCUGUUCGCUUUUGCUGGGCGUAGGCAACUCGCUCGUGUGGUUUGGCGUCUUGCGCUACUUGGGAUUCUUCAAAACAUACAAUGUCGUCAUACUGACGCUCAAAAAAGCCACCCCAAAGAUAAGCCGAUUUCUGCUCUGCGCACUCAUCAUCUACGCUGGGUUUACCUUCUGCGGCUGGCUGGUGCUCGGUCCGUACCACAUCAAGUUCCGAUCGCUGUCCACCACCUCCGAAUGCCUCUUUGCACUCAUCAACGGCGAUGACAUGUUUGCCACCUUUUCGAUCAUGUCCGAGAAAUCGUUAAUGCUCUGGUGGUUCUGCCGCAUUUAUCUCUACUCCUUCACCAGCCUGUACAUCUACGUUGUGCUGUCCCUGUUUAUUUCCGUCAUAAUGGAUGCGUACGAUACGAUUAAGAAGUAUUACAAAGAUGGGUUUCCGCAAUCCGAUCUGCGGCUUUUCGUUGGCCCAAUCAACCCGAAUGACUUCUCCAGCGGUGUGUUUCGAGACCACGAAGAGUUCGAGAUGGAAGUGAUGUCGCUGAAGGACGCCGUUAGGCGCUUAUUUUGCGGCUGGAAUCCGUCCAGCCGAGGCCCUACAGGAUACACUUCUUUAAUGCCCAAAGCUUCUACGAGCAACAUUAACAACUAAACCAAUUUAUAUACUUCUCAGUAUCGUUACCUUACUAUUUGUUACGAGCGUUACAAUAAAAUUUUACAAA